Tachyglossus aculeatus (Australian echidna) is the source of this 1168-nucleotide messenger RNA. It is a transcript of the gene TMCO5A, whose product is annotated as transmembrane and coiled-coil domains 5A. The record is from RefSeq and is a predicted model, not a curated record. Bases 122 to 1048 code for a protein of 308 amino acids. The transcript is spliced from 11 exons. Lineage: Eukaryota; Metazoa; Chordata; Mammalia; Monotremata; Tachyglossidae.
UGAGGCAGUGGACUCAGUGGACUCGUAUUUGGAGGCCCACGGGGGUCGGGGACUGGACCCUCCAUGUCAGCCCGGCCCCCAGCCCGUGAGCAGAUGCCUGAACGGGCCCCAGGAAGUGACAAUGACGGAGGAAGGAGAAGAGGCCAAGACCAGCGGGCCCCUGGACGGGGAGCUCUGUAGACUGCAGCAGUUGAAGAACAACCUGGACCGUCUGAACAGUGAACUGGAAAACGACCUGGAGCGUCUGGACUUGGAAAACCAGGUCCUCAUCGCCCAGAUCCAGGAGGAAGACCAACAGAGAAAGAGGCUGGAGCAGGAGAUGGCCCAAGCCUUGGUCCUGGCGGAGAGGAAGGAUGAAGAGGACGGCGCCAGGGCUGAGCGGGCAGAAGCCCUGGGCACCCUGCACCUGGAGAACGCCAGGCUGGAGAAGAAGAACAAGGCUCUCAGGAGGAAGCUGGCAGACCUGAAGAGGAAAAUCUCGCAGAAAACAUCCGCCCGGCUGGAGUCAGAGCCAGAGAGGCUGGGGGACAUGGCAGCUCUGACGGAGGCCAAACUGCAGGAGGCCAAGGCUCUCCACGGCCAGCAGGACCACGAGAUCCAGAAGGUGACAGAUGAGUACCAUGUUAUUCAGCGGCAGUGCGAGGAACAGGCACGCAUCAUCCAGAAAUACCAGGAAGUCUUGCGGUGGAUGGAGGAGGAAGAGGAAACUUGGCUCCUCGAAAUGGAAGUCCUGAAGGUCCAGAGCAUGUUUGCCCAGUCAGUGACCCCGGGGUCCAUUUUGGUGGAGGACAUCCAGCGCAGCAUGGAGUGGACCAUUGUGAGGAACAAGAGAAGAUACUUCUGGAGCAGGGCUCUCCGCUGCCUGUUCCUUCUGAUGCUGGGUUUCUGGACUGUCCUGGCCUAUGCCGCCUUCCACCUGUGCUACAUCAACCCCGACCUGCCCUCCGACCUGCUGCCCUGCCUACUGAGCCGCACUGCCCUCUUCGAGCUACGCCAGCUCCUGGCCACGUGCCUCGCCUUGGAAGUGGAUGAUGUCCUGCCUCACUGACCGCUGGCCAAGGGGGCUGCCGGGUCCGUGAGCGAGCGCGCCUCCCUCCAGAGCCGCGACUCUGGGCCUCCGAGAUGGACCCUCCUCGUAUAAUAAUAACUAUGAUUAUUAUAAUUGUUA